Messenger RNA from Penicillium expansum, 294 nucleotides. RefSeq lists its product as uncharacterized. Lineage: Eukaryota; Fungi; Ascomycota; Eurotiomycetes; Eurotiales; Aspergillaceae. The transcript has 2 exons. The coding region runs from base 1 to 294 and encodes 97 amino acids. The record is from RefSeq and is a predicted model, not a curated record.
AUGGGGAAGACCAACAGCGCUCUCAACGCUUUCAUCACUGGCAUUCCAGAUGACAAGUUGUCGGGAUUCAAAGAUAUAAUAUACGCAUUGUACAAGGACACGAACUUCACUUUGGUCCACGAGGGACCAACGACUAGUUAUCCCCAAUGCCACGACAUUUACAUCCAAGCAAACAUCGACUCGGCGCUGAAAAAGGAAGCCAAAAUCAAUGUGGCAAAGGCACUGGUUCCCACCGAUGGGUUAUGGAGUCCUCAACAGAUCCGGCAGGCGCUUCUAUCAAGUUCGGCCAGGUAA